Messenger RNA from Verticillium alfalfae VaMs.102, 1179 nucleotides. RefSeq lists its product as hypothetical. The record is from RefSeq and is a predicted model, not a curated record. The transcript is spliced from 2 exons. The coding region runs from base 1 to 1179 and encodes 392 amino acids. Lineage: Eukaryota; Fungi; Ascomycota; Sordariomycetes; Glomerellales; Plectosphaerellaceae.
AUGGCUCCCUCGCCCGCGCCCCACGACAGAUCCUCAUUCGCUUCCGACCUGCCGCCCCCUUCGCUACCGGCCAAAUCCGCCUCAGCAUCCAUGCCCUCCCCAUCAGCACAACGCAGCGCGCCAUCUGCGCCUGCGGGCACUCCCAGCACGACAGCACACCGAUCAGCCAGCGGCAGCCCCAAGGGAACUGCCGGUACCAGAUCUUCUCCUCUCAGCGGAAGCUCGAGGCCCUCCAACCCACCCCCGAAGAUCGUCGUCAAGAAAGAGCCCGGUUCUCCAGAGAUGCCUGCCACGGCUAGGCAUCGACCGCGCAAGCUGGAUCUGUCCAAGGGAUCUCACCCUGGCUCCAACCAACCCGGCACUGCUCGUCCUCUGACCGCGCGAGAUGGUCUCGGUAUCCAGGAGGUUGGCAUCGCUUGCCUUUCGCCAGGUUUUGUCACGAAAGAUCCUCUGAUGAAAGAGCAGCUCCAGCGCAGCAUGAGCGUAAGGGACCAGCAGCGUCAUCUCAUCGAGCAGAGAUUGCACCAGCAGCAGUCGGCAAAGGGAGAUGGUCCUGACACUGCCGGUCGUGAGCCUCCAGCGUCGGCAUUUGCCGCCAAAACUCCCGGCAUGUCGCGUCGCAACAAGGCACCACCUGGAUUGUCCAUCAUGGCACCAGCUGCAGAGAGCUUUGCCAAUGAACGAGUGAUUCAAUCCGCCCCUCUGGGUCAAACCUUCACCGGCCGCCACAACCCGCAUCCUCUGACCCGCCACAUCACAAACCAGCCGUCGACACUGUCAAAUACCUCUCACAUCCACCAUGUCCCGGCGAACCAGACGUCCAACCGCCUGCCGCCCAUCGCCGAUGUAUUCGGUCAGGGGCUUUCUGGCCACCCAGACAACGCACCCGCCUCCAUGUAUGCUGGAAACGGCCGCGCACCGCUCACAUCCCCGAGCCACCCACCACCGAACAUGCAACAUCAAGCUCCCACCCCUGGACGUCCAAGGGAAUACAAGUCGGCUGAGGAGGCUCAAGCUGAACUCGCUGGAGGCAGGGCGGAGUUGUUGCCGAAAAUCGUUCACUACGGAGGUCCCCAGCCACCGACCCCGCCUUCCCCCCUUCCUGGUAGCCGCGCCGCGGAAGCCAGCCGGAGCGCCAGUCGGAGGAGAACAAGAGCCGAGUACGAAGAUGGGUGCUAG